Molecule: messenger RNA, 630 nt
Organism: Penicillium soppii
Lineage: Eukaryota; Fungi; Ascomycota; Eurotiomycetes; Eurotiales; Aspergillaceae
Product: H/ACA ribonucleoprotein complex subunit GAR1/NAF1
Exons: 5
Coding region: 1-630 (209 amino acids)
Biological process (GO): ribosome biogenesis; snoRNA guided rRNA pseudouridine synthesis
Cellular component (GO): box H/ACA snoRNP complex
Molecular function (GO): box H/ACA snoRNA binding
Source: RefSeq, a predicted model, not a curated record
AUGUCUUUCCGUGGUCGUGGUAAUGCUUCCGGUGCCAACCGGGGAGGUUUCGGUGGUGGCCGCGGUGGCCGCGGAGGUUUCCAGCAGUCAUUCGGCCCCCCAGCCCAAGUUUUGGAAUUGGGAUCCGUGAUGCACUCUUGUGAGGGUGAGAUGGUCUGCGAGUCGGUCAACCCCAAGAUUCCUUACUUCAAUGCUCCAAUCUACUUGGAGAACAAGACUCAAAUUGGAAAGGUCGAUGAGAUCCUCGGUCCUAUCAACCAGGUCUACUUCACCGUUAAGCCCCAGGAUGGUAUUGUCGCUACUUCCUUCAAGGCUGGUGACAAGGUCUACAUUGGCGGAGAUAAGCUGCUCCCUCUGGAGAACCUAAGGCCCCCCCCCGGUGCCCCCAAGCCCAAGCGUGCUGGUGGUGCUCGCGGUGGUGCUGCCCGUGGCCGCGGUGGCUUCGGCGGUCGUGGUGGUGCCCCACGUGGCCGUGGUGGAUUUGGUGCUCCCCGUGGUGGUGGUGGCUUCGGCGGUCGUGGUGGCAGUGGCUUCGGCGGCCGUGGAGGUGCUCCCCGUGGCCGCGGUGGCUUCGGCGGUGGCCGUGGUGCUCCCCGUGGUGGUGGUGGCUUCCGUGGUCGCGGAUAUUAA